AUGCCGCCGUCGAAUGGCACUGCGCCUACGCUCGUGAAUGGAGUUUCACACACAGACUCGAGUUCAGCACCUGCGAUCAACGGAGAUGGGGCACACGACAGCGCGCCGCGACCGACGAAGGAAGACCCUCCGACUUUGGAUCAAUCAUGGCGACAUUCUGCUGCAAACAAGCCCAUGGGCAAAAUCCUCCAACGUCUCGCGAAUCAAUGUCUGAAGGAUCUACGGGACACCGUCACCAGCAUGGCAGAGACUCCUAUCGAUGGCUCAGUCGCGCCUUUGACCAACGGGGCGGUCUCACACCUUGUCGACAAAUCCGAGGCUAGCGUGAACAAAAAGCUGCAAUUUAUGAAAUUCGCGAACAGCCAGCGGGAUCGCUUUAUCAAAAUGCUAGUGUUGGUAGAUUGGAGCAAACGGGAGGAGGAAAUGGCGCGCCUCGUGGAUCUUAAAGUCUGGCAGGAGAAGGAACUCAAUGCUCAUCGAGACGCCAUGCACUCUAUUGGUCUGACCAAGCGUGACAUGUUCGCGGCCAAGAUGCCCAAUCCAAAUAUUGAAGGUGCUCUGGAAUAUUUGUCCACGGGCAGUGCUUCACGACAACCGGAUCUCGGCUAUAUUCCACCGAAACGGCUGACGGCCAAGCAAUUACUCCGAACCCUACAGGAUAUGAACGUCAUUCUUAUCACACGACUCAACUUACACGAAGAUCUUCUUCCUCACUUCAACAACUACGACGUAGCGAACGGACGUGCUACUUUCCACGUUGCAGGCGAAUUUGAGGUCGACUUAUCUGUCGCCGAGGAGGAUCCGGCCAGUCCUUUCUAUUUUAUUGACCUUCGAUUUCUGUUCACGCCACGGGCUCGCACGCUACCAGAAGGAUUGCGCGCGCAAAUCGAAGGUCGCUCAAAUCAAGCGCUGGCUAGCACAGGCUUGCAGGGUUGCUAUGACUUUUUGCACAAUUUUGUCCUGACACACAAGCUGAACACUCUACGACAACAGGCUAUCGAACUUCUGCAUGGCAAAUGGUUUGAUUGCUUGAAAAUCGAGGACUGGAGAAGGGUGCAUCGAAUACUGGUUGUGCAGUACUGGACGGGCCUGGCGGGCAAGAAGAGCUGGAUCGAGCUCGGCAUUAGCACAGGCAGAGGCAAAUGUGCAGCGAUCAACUCGCCUCCGACCCCCACCCUUACGUUAAAAUGGCAUCGAUCAAAGGAUGAGCUGGUCACCGACACUACCGUUGAAGUGGACUGGAGUGUACUCGACUUUGAGAGCAUUAUUCAAGCAGUCGUCGCCAAGCACAUAUCUUGGACACUCGGUCAAAUCCGCGACCAACUUACCGCUUUGGCCGGGACAAAGACGAGGCUGGAGACGAAGCUGUGCACCUCAGACUCUUCGCCUCAAGCUUGUCACCUCUCUUUGUCUUUGCCAGGUCUCCCCGAACCAAUCACCGUCAGCCAAGAGCCAUUCACCGGGCAAUUUGUGUUUGCGCCUCCGACACUCAUUUCUAUGCAAGCGCAACAGCGAUUGAAUUCGGAGACGAACCGGGAGCCAGCAUAUAUCGCGCAAAUGCUUGCUCACGUCAUGGCCAACGACGCCAGGGAGCGGAUGAGCAGAGUCGCGCGACUUUUGGACUGGCGACAAUUGCAACUGGUGAAGCAGGAUCAAAAGACUCUGGUCAAUCACUUCGGGCCCGGUCUACUCGUGGUGCGAGCUUAUCAGUGUCACAAAGCUUGGAGCAAGCCUUGGGCGCUCGCGUUCACGUUCAGUCUUACAGGCGAGAAGUGGUGGAUCAUGCGGCUCGAGGACCGUUCUGAUGCCAAAGGACAGGUACUCGGUCAGGCCAUCGCUUCUGUCCGACACAUCAGCUCUGUAGAACCGCUCGCGAAUCAAUUGUCAUUCUCGCAAGAUCUUCUCCUGAAAGUGGAGCACGCAGCUGUGGCAGAAGUGUCAUAUGCAACCAUUGCGAAGGAUCUCGAGGCAAAGGCAAUUCCCUACAAAUUUCGAAGCAUUCGUGUACUAACAGGUGGAAAUACUAGUCCGCUUGAGAGACUUGCUACAGCAAUCUACGUCCCAGCUUUGCCACUCAUGCAUACAUCAUCCCGCAGCAAAGAAAGGUCUGCGAAACCGGUUGGCCCAGUGAGACUCACUUUUGAUGGAUUCGACGUGACGAGCAUCGAGGGCAGCGACACCAUUGAUGUCAAGCAUGAAAUCCGUUUGCAAAUUGGACCGGCGCAAUUCAAGCAUCUUCAAGAAUACCUCGCAGUGAAGCGAACUCAGCUUCAUGAUUCAAGUGCAAAGCAAAACCAUGAUCAUGCAUCAGUUCACGAGAAUGACAUUGUUAUCAGCGAUGCUGGUGCUAUGUCACUGCGGUCACGUGUUCCGUUCGGUGAGCCGUUCAUCUCGCGCAUCCAAGAUCAUAUGAAGGCCAUCGAACGGAUGAACUUCUACCUCUCAACCUUCUCUAAGCACAAGAUUCAAUGCAAAACAAUGACUCUUUCUCGAGUGCGUUUUACCUACCGUGCCACCGAGGUUCCCCUACAAGCCAUUUUGCUUUUUUCGCCUGAUGGACGUCAGCCUAUCAAGCUGCGACUUGAACCUACCGGAAACAAUCCUCAUCAGCGUAUCCGAGCGCUGCUUGAGCAGAGGACAAACAUG
Messenger RNA from Dissoconium aciculare CBS 342.82, 2646 nucleotides. Its product is annotated as MED14-domain-containing protein. The transcript has a single exon. Gene Ontology annotation, molecular function: transcription coregulator activity. NCBI's taxonomy places the organism in Eukaryota, Fungi, Ascomycota, Dothideomycetes, Mycosphaerellales, Dissoconiaceae. Gene Ontology annotation, biological process: regulation of transcription by RNA polymerase II. The record is from RefSeq and is a predicted model, not a curated record. The annotation marks the transcript as partial. Gene Ontology annotation, cellular component: mediator complex; core mediator complex.